AUGCUGCUGAUGAACAAUAGUGAUGGGGGAGCUUUGUGUAACAGUAGUAGUGGUGGGGGCCAGGGGAAUGGGACAGACGGGACCGAGGUGAAUAAGUUCUUGGUGCCCAUGCUGGACGGCCUCAUCCUUGUGACAGGCCUGGCGGGCCACUGCCUGGUCAUCUCCAUCCUGGCUGGCCGCAGGAGGCGAGGUGAUUGAUUGAUUGACUGAUUGAUUGACUUUUGGGGUAAACAUUUUGUACAGUUAGAAACUUGUUAAAAAGUACAAAGAAAGAAGCCCGGAGGACGACACAUGAACGUGUGAAAGAAAAUAUUUUUUCCACUGUGUGUGUAGGUGGGAUGCCUCCUCAUGGAACCGACACCCUGCUGCUGGCUCUGAGUGCUGCUGACCUGCUGCUGUUGCUCUGCCUGCCCUUCCACACCACCGCCAUCGCCCUGGGCUCCUGGCCCUUCGGCAGCUUCCUCUGCAAGGUCCUUCAUCUCUUGAUCUUCUCAUUCUUUGACUAGGGUUCAUUUUUUAAUGUCCUUCCAGAUUUAGAUCUUCAACAGAAUUUUUAUUAUCGUGUUGUAUAGUGCCUUGGGUAUGAGAAAUGCGCUUUAUAACUCUAUUAUGAUGAUUGAUUAUUAUUAGGCCGUCAGCUUCCUGGGCGUGGCCUGUUCUUCCGCCUCAGUCUUCACGCUGGCUGCGCUCGCAGUGACCCGCUACCUGACUGUGGUCCACCCCACCUGGUCCUACCGCUCCCGCAUGCACAGCCGCCUCAAACUGACCGUGGCGCUCCUCUGGGUUCCCGCCACAGCCCUGGCAGCUCCGCAGUUUGCUUUCCGCAUGGUGGCGGUGUCCAGCGUGUUCCACUGCUUCGCCUUCCUGGGCGGCCUCAGUCAGCUGGUGUAUAGCACGGCGUUGUUCCUGUUUGCCUUUGCGAUACCAUUGGGGGUUAUUGUGAUGAUGUACGCCAAGAUCUACUGCUUCCUGCGCCAGAAGAGACUGUUGGGACAUGCCCCCCAGCUGGAGCGCUACCAGAGCCAGGUAACCUGACUAAGAUGGCCGCCAUCCUGUAGUCAUGUUGCCGAGAUAUCCAUGAACCAUUCUAGUGUUGCAUCUAGUUUUAACUCUAUGCAUUCUAGUGUUCAGUUAACUUCUGUGACCCACAGGUGACCCACACGUCAGCGCUGCUGGUGCUGGUCUUCACCCUCUGCUGGUUGCCCUCCUAUGGCCUCAUGUUCUCCCUCUUAGGUGCCUACAUAAUUUUUUUAUUUUUUAAUCUGAAUAUUGUCUUUUCAAUUGUUGUAAUAUUGUGAACUGGAUUAAACUUCUAUUGCUCCCUCUCUCCCUCACAGGGGGCAAGAUCUCCAGUAUCCCCAGCUACCGCUGUAUAGCCAUCUUUGUCCGCCUCCUGGCGUCUUCUGCAGCGGUGGUUAACCCCGUCCUCUACAUGUUCAUGUCCAAUAAGUUCAGGAGGGAUCUGAUGGACUUGGGCCGGGAGAGAUGGGAGGGGUGCAGGCGGUGUAUAGUAGGGUGUAAGGGGGUGGUGGGGGGCAGGGACAUGGUGCAGCCCUUCAACCCUGUGGAGCUGGAUACGCCACCACUACCCCUACCCGGAUUCUAA
Messenger RNA from Coregonus sp. 'balchen', 1606 nucleotides. Lineage: Eukaryota; Metazoa; Chordata; Actinopteri; Salmoniformes; Salmonidae. The record is from the annotation of a GenBank genome assembly.